Messenger RNA from Symbiodinium natans, 807 nucleotides. NCBI's taxonomy places the organism in Eukaryota, Dinophyceae, Suessiales, Symbiodiniaceae. The record is from the annotation of a GenBank genome assembly.
AUGUGCACUGUACCGUUACCCUGCUGGCUGAAGGAUGGUCAAAGGAUCGGUCGGCUAGCUUCAAACUUCCGUGCAUCUCGCAAUUCCAUUGCGAGAGGGUGGUUUCACGUUUGUCCCGUGGACUGGCUCGAUGAAACAAAAGUUACCGUGCGUGCCACUGUUGAUUUCCCGCUUCUCACACGCUCUGAAAAUGCAGCACAUGCUACUUUCCAGGCCAUAGAUUUCAGCGAAGAGCCUGUGUUCGUCCAGAUUUUGUUGGGUGAUGGACCGCCGCAGUAUUUUGACAAGCGAGUUCUGGUGGCUCGAUCCGAGUAUUUCAGGACGAUGCUGACUGGUGCCCAAUGGAAGGAGGGACUGCAUAACGAGAUCGAUCUGACCAAAGAUCCUCAAGCAACAAGUGCCACCGUGCGAGCAGUUCUGCAGUUCAUGCUGACGAAUGCGUUCUGCGCUGACGGUGACGCUGAAUUCGCAUUUUCUGUUCGGUGCCUUGCGGAUAAAUAUCGGCUGGCAGGCCUUGUCGAACAGGUAGAUGCAGAGUUGGAGACCUUGCUUUCCGAAAGCAAUGUCCUCAUGUUCUUGAAACAGAUCUACGGAAGUGGUAGUCGCCUCGAGACAACCUGUCGGCAAAUGCUACAGGUUGAUGAUUGCAGGCUCCUGAAGAUCCACCAAGAGCAGCUCACUCAAACAGCGACUCAGCAUCCAGAACUGGGUGGCUAUUUGAUGAGUUGCCUGCUGCAACUUGGGGAGCGCCCACAGCGCAAGCGCAAAGCCAGCCUAGAUGAUGAGGAGCAGUUUACAUACUAUUAG